Molecule: messenger RNA, 2006 nt
Organism: Anthonomus grandis grandis
Lineage: Eukaryota; Metazoa; Arthropoda; Insecta; Coleoptera; Curculionidae
Gene: ENGase
Product: cytosolic endo-beta-N-acetylglucosaminidase
Exons: 2
Coding region: 245-1993 (582 amino acids)
Biological process (GO): protein deglycosylation
Cellular component (GO): cytoplasm
Molecular function (GO): mannosyl-glycoprotein endo-beta-N-acetylglucosaminidase activity
Source: RefSeq, a predicted model, not a curated record
UCAUAAUAAAUAUUACAAACACAGCUGUAUUUGAUGAUUCCCACUCAUUCAUUUCAUUUGAUUUAUUUAUUUUAACAUUUAAAGUGUUGUGUGUAUCAGUAGAUGUGCUUACCAAAUAUUUGGCUAUAAAAAUUAGCCUAUAUGCACCGUGUAUAAACAAAACCCAAGGAUAAUACCUAUUUCCUACAUAGAUAUAGGAAAGGAAGUCUUAUCAGACAUAAGAUAAAACACAUUCACUGUUAUAAUGACUAGCACAGAAAGCGAAAUUAGUAGCAACUCUAACGAAAUAGAAGUACAAGGUGAUAAAAUGUUUCCAAGUUUUACCCAGUGCCGGCCUAUAUCACAUCCAACAGACAUUGAGGAAUGCCUCAAAGAUCCUCCCGAGUGGGUGAAUCGAGUCAUGCCACUAAAAAAACGAUCAGGUUAUGUGAUAAAAAAUGUCGUCUCUGACUGUCAUAGGAUCGAAGGACAAAUUCGUGAGCGUACUGAUUGUCGAACUGUGCCUAAAACAUUGGUUUGUCAUGAUUAUAAAGGUGGAUAUCUUGGAGACUCUUAUGUUCCUUUUGAAGGCUCAGAAGAUAAGACCUUAGUGUCUGAUGGCUACCCAUUUUACAAUUGGUCCCAGAUAGACUAUUUUGUGUAUUUUAGUCAUCAUUUUAUUACAAUACCACCUCUAGCAUGGACUAAUACUGGCCAUAAAAAUGGUGUUAAAGUAUUAGGUACAAUUAUCACAGAAAAUUUAGAUGGUGUAAAAAUAUGUGAUGAUAUUAUUUUUGCUAGUGAAGGUGUUAUGAAAGAGUUUGUGUAUCAGUUAACAGAUAUACAGAGGAUUUUUGGUUUUGAUGGCUGGCUGUUAAACAUAGAAAACCCUGUUAAAAACCCCUUCAUUUUAAAACAUUUUGUCAAUUUGUUAACUCAACGUAGCCAUGAACAAAACAGUGAAAGUGUAGUAAUAUGGUAUGAUAGUGUCACUAAGGAUGGCUUACUUAAGUGGCAGGAUCAACUAAAUGAAGAGAAUCGGUGUUACUUUGAUGGCUGUGAUGGCAUUUUUUUAAAUUAUGGAUGGAAUGAGGAAAAAUUAAAAACCAGCCUCAAAAAUGCUGGUACUAGAGCUUUUGAUGUUUUUGUGGGCAUAGAUGUCUUUGGCAGAAACAUGUUUGGUGGUGGACAAUUUACUACAUUUAAAGCAACCCAGGCUGUUAGAAAGUAUAACCUUUCUAUGGCAAUAUUUGCUCCAGGAUGGACCCAUGAAACUAUGGACAAAGAAAGAACUGCUGUAAACUCUUUUAGUACAUUUUUAAAUAGAGAUGACACUUUAUGGGCCAGCUUAUGGCCCUAUCUCUAUACACACCCUAUUAAUGAAUUUUUUCAAACAGAUUUUCAUCUUGGGUUGGAUUCUAAUUAUUAUAACUUGUACAAUCAGAACAGGCAAAUUUCAAAAAUUUUAACACCUCAACAUUGGCAAGACCUUCCAAGUGAACUACCAAUAGCAACUUUUAAUACCAGUGAUUGUCUGAAGAGGGCAUUUUUUGAGUCUAGGAACGUUUGUUUAAUUACAAGUGAAGGUUUACAGGGUGGCAAUGUGCAAUUUAAACAUAGAUUGUUUUCUUGUGAUUUAAAGUUACAGGGAAGAAUAGGGGUGUUUUAUUUAAUAAGACAUAAAGAUGAUUCAGAUUUGGAGGUCCAACUGGUCACUUGUGGCAACAGUGGUUCUAUUAAGACAAUAAAAUUGCUUAGUAGCAAGAAAGAAUUGCUUAGAAAUAAUUCUUCUGUGUUAGAAGUGAAUUAUCUUGACGAUAGCAGUAUUAAGUAUUUGCCAGUUUUUAAUUCAAUGGCCAAAAGACAUUUGAGGAUUUUAAAUAGUUACAGAGGGUCAGUGUCCUUAAGAAUGUUCGAAUUUUAUACUACUUCUUGUGACCUUUUGGACAUUGAAGCGACUUUGGUGUCAGGGUUGUCUGUUUUACUGUUAGAGUUUGGAAUUUUUCAAUUAUAGUCAAUAAUACUAA